This is a messenger RNA of Schizophyllum commune H4-8, 1680 nucleotides long. RefSeq lists its product as uncharacterized. The record is from RefSeq and is a predicted model, not a curated record. The coding region runs from base 28 to 1680 and encodes 550 amino acids. Lineage: Eukaryota; Fungi; Basidiomycota; Agaricomycetes; Agaricales; Schizophyllaceae. The transcript is spliced from 3 exons.
GACGAGCUGACGAAGCUCGACAGCUUCAUGGUGCUGCGGCGCACCGCUGGCGAUGGGUCUGCGUCUGGAAUCCAGAGGGAGAUGACCCAUUGUGUUCAGGCGCUCUGGCCCACACUGGUGCUUUGGCUUGACUUUCUGCACCCAAUGCACCACGCCCACACGGACCGGCGGGAACUCGUUCCUGUAACGCUUCUCUGCAUCAUGCUCUCUCACUGCUUCGAGCCUGACCCGCCUAUGUACGAGCUGCGCAAACACACGCCACUCCUUUACAAGCUCCUCUUCACCCUCUGGUUGCGCUUCGACAAGUAUAUCACUCCUCGCACCGACAUCCACCUCUGUCUGAUCCGUCUCAACUCCGCUGUGCGCUGGUCGAUGUGGGACAAGCACCGCAAUACGUUCAUGCACGCAGGGAAGACGAUGACUACGGAAGAAAUCAAACAGAUUGUCCAAGAGAACUCAAGUCCGUACUGCGUUCCAGCGGCCCUCGCCGUCGUCGAACAUCAUCCUCGCCGCUUCUAUCGACUCGCGAUGGGGCAACUAGUGCUGCUCGCUGACGCGACGCUCGCCACGCGCAGAGCACAGGCGGUCGACGCCAUGGACGAUGGCAUCAUCGCACUCGGAGAGUUCGCCCGCGAGCUCUUUCCACAGCCUUCACAUUCCCGGGAUGUUGUCGUAGGGCUUAUUCAGGUCACUCGGAAGCUUCUGGACGCGCCGAACAGGAUAGGAUGGACGGCAGCGCGCAACAUCCCCAGCGUGCUCAACUCCAUCUGGGCGACGGAUGAUAGCGGACUCACCGUCGCAUGGGCAUUGCGCGCGGGUGUUCUGCCACUUUUGACAAGGCUGGAGGCGAUUUCUGAGACCCCGGGAAUGGCGUGGCCGAUGAAGGACAAUCACCUCAAGCUCGCGUUUGCGACCAUCAGGAUGCAUGGGACGCACGUAUGCGUCCUACGCGCCCUCUCCCAUUUGACGGCGACGCAGAAGGUCUUCUUCCGGCACUCAGAGGAUGAUCAGUCGAAGGAGCGCAUGGUGUUCGAUAUCGCCAUAUACGAACGCUUGGAGGUGUGGCGCCAGGCCUACCACCAGGAAGUUUGCCAUAACCCCGACUGCCCGUCCGUACCUCGGCAGCCGGCGCAAGACAUGCGCCGCUGCCCCUGCUUCAACGUCCGCUAUUGCUCCAAAAACUGCCAACGCGCCGAUUGGGCCGAUCACAAGCGCUACUGUGUCGACGGUCCUAUGGGAAAUAGCUUAAUCCGGCUCACGCAAGGUGAUCUGACCUUUCGCGACGCUCACUUUGCGGCUUUCUACACCCGCUGGUAUGUGCUGAAGCACGCAUCAUACAUCGCGGAUAGCAUUGCGCGCGAGCUCAAGGAGGCGCCUCAUCCGGGAAGCCCCUACACCAUCCAGGUGACAGUCGAAGUCGGGUGCCUGACGUCCACAUACUCUGUCGCAUUGGAUAAGGAGCUCUUCGGGGACCAGGACAACUCCUACAUCGUCUUCUGUGCGAUGAUUUGGCGACCGCGGGGCCAUGUGUGCGCCCAAGUCAUGUCCAUGGACUGGGCAACGAUGAAGGAGCGGGCGGCGACGAGAGAUAGGGAUGGAGACGCUCACAUAGCACCGUAUUUUCCUUUGGAAAGGAGGGCCGACGAGGGACAUCCAGACCGACACUCACAGAGACGUUGA